AUGGAUACAGACUACUGGCAGCUCUCAGGCGCCUUCGGCCUCUGGGUCCGCGCCUGCAUUCGAAUCCUCCAAUUCGUCUUCGCCAUCGUCACGAUAGGCCUCUACGCCGCGACUCUCGGCUCCUGGAACAACCUCCCGACAGAAGGUCUCAGUAGGACAAACUGGAUCUACGCCCUCGUCCCAGCCGUCCUCUCGGCACUGACGUGCGCCUACCACGUCUUCGCGACAGUCACGCACGCCGCCUGGUCCGUAUGGGACUUUGGGCUGGCUGUUCUCUGGGCCGCGCUGUGCGGUCUUUCGUCGAACAUCGUCGUGGGCGGCGAGGACAAGGUUUACGUUACGGGUGAUGUCAAGUCGAGACUUGCUGCUGGUGCUUGGAUUGCGGGAAUUAGUAUGCUGCUGUGGCUGUUGAGCUCUAUUCACGGCUGCGCAUUCUGUUGUGCGUCGAGGAAGACGAAGAGGACGGUGAGGAAGCAGGAGUCGGAAGAGGCUAAGCUUGAAUUGGAUGGUCUUCCGAAUAGUCGAGAAGAGAACGUCUAG
Molecule: messenger RNA, 540 nt
Organism: Colletotrichum scovillei
Lineage: Eukaryota; Fungi; Ascomycota; Sordariomycetes; Glomerellales; Glomerellaceae
Exons: 1
Coding region: 1-540 (179 amino acids)
Cellular component (GO): membrane
Source: RefSeq, a predicted model, not a curated record